Molecule: messenger RNA, 4092 nt
Organism: Scophthalmus maximus (turbot)
Lineage: Eukaryota; Metazoa; Chordata; Actinopteri; Pleuronectiformes; Scophthalmidae
Product: sodium-coupled neutral amino acid transporter 3-like
Exons: 17
Coding region: 1279-2712 (477 amino acids)
Biological process (GO): L-histidine transmembrane transport; glycine transport; L-glutamine transport
Molecular function (GO): glycine transmembrane transporter activity; L-glutamine transmembrane transporter activity
Source: RefSeq, a predicted model, not a curated record
GCCACGCAGAAGAGGCCAGCUGCAGUACUUUAAUCUGAGAGCAGUUUUAUUUGUUAGCUUCAGGUUUACAUUACAGUAGAAAAAAACUCAGUGACUGCCAAAAAACAAACAGCUGGCAGUGUCCAGUUACAGCUCUUCAUCAAGUCCCAGAGCCCCCACACACGUGGCCCAGGCGCUGGAGGGGAUCAGGGAGGGGCCUGGCGUCUGACAUGGCAGGACAUUUCUUUCACGCGCGUAAACGACUGUACCUCUUCCUUCCUCCCCCCGCGUUUUCUGUCCUUUCACAGCUGCAGAGAAAGACAGAAUCACCUCGUGAAUCUGUGAGAGGCUUCUGACAGAUGAACCAGGCAGCGUGUUUUAACUUGAGACCCUGUUCCCUCUGUCUAGACUGAAGACGUCCUCUCUGUCCGGCCCGUUACCAGAGAGUAACCAGUUGGUGUCGUGGGGAGAUAAAGAACAUGUGGGUGUUUCUCAGGCUCAUAUCUCAGUUAUCAACCAACUGAAAUGUCCCUGAGAAGUCGGUGACAUUUGAGGUUUGAUGACCAAGAGCACAUGUUUCUGUUGCUGAAUAUUCAGAAAGUAUGAAAGGGGUGAUUUUGUACAGGAGUGACAUGUCAGCGUCGGCUCUGUUGUCGGACCGAGCACAUGAUACUGGAACUCGCCAGCUCGCACGAUGUUUCCACUCUUGAGCACAAUCACAUGUUGGGCCAUCUUAAAAAAGGCACUUAUCUCUCCUAAGCUAAUUAGCAUCACUGUGACUUCCAGCAGGAUGCAAACUGUCAGUGAGUGUCCGCCCCUUCACAGGACAAACACUUAGCCCCUCCCUCUCUACCUGCAUUGUCAAUAUAGUGACAUGGUUAUGAGUGUCCGGGGUGGUUCCUGCUUCACAUGUGGCCUUGACCUGCACACAGGUCAUUUCCACUGUCUCAGGUGGUGACACCUGGUGAGUGAGUGGAUCCCUCUGGUGAUACUACCUGUCACUGCUCUGACAAAGGGUUAAGUGUGGGUGUUCCCAUUUCCCUCUCACUCCCUCCCAGCCUCGAAUCUCUCACUCUCUCCCCUCUUCACUACCAAGGAGCUCUGAAGCUCAGCUGCACACAGACAUUGGGAGACGGAUUGUGAGACAAAUUUGCACCAGGAGUUAUUAUCAUUAUUUCAACAAUCAGGAAAAGACAACGAGGCCUCGCUCUUCAACACCAGGAACCGGGAGAUUCUCACAGUCGAGCAAAAAGAAGAUAUUUUUUUAAGACCACAAGCUCCGAAGCAGCGAGCGGCAGGAUGGAGCUUCAGAAGAUGAACGGACACAGCAGAGAAGACGGGUUUGACGGUGUGGAUGGUUUGGCAGAGCAGGAGGAGUUCCUCCCUCACAAGCCUGGAGCCAAGAAAGAACUUCAAUUUACAGAUUUCGAGGGAAAGACUUCAUUCGGCAUGUCCGUCUUUAACCUCAGCAACGCCAUCAUGGGCAGCGGAAUUCUGGGAUUGGCUUUUGCAAUGUCCAACACUGGAAUCAUUCUUUUUCUAAUCCUCUUGUUUUUCAUCGCCAUUCUUUCUGCAUAUUCCAUCCAUCUCCUGCUGAGAAGUGCUGGAGUCGUUGGGAUCCGGGCUUAUGAGCAGCUUGGGAAUCGGGCUUUUGGGCCUCCGGGGAAAAUGCUGGCCGCCUGUAUUAUUACAAUACACAACAUUGGAGCGAUGUCCAGUUAUCUCUUCAUCAUCAAGUCCGAGCUCCCGUUGGUGAUCCGAGCUUUACUCGACAGUGACGAAAACAGUGGAGAGUGGUUCAUGAAUGGAAACUUCUUGAUCAUCAUUGUUAGCGCUUUCAUCAUCCUUCCUCUCGCACUCAUGAAACAACUUGGUUACCUGGGCUACACGAGCGGCUUCUCCCUCUCCUGCAUGGUGUUUUUCCUCAUUUCGGUCAUCUACAAGAAAUUCAAUAUCGCGUGUCCGCUGGAGGACACGCAUCUGAACGUGACGCCCGUCGCUCAUGGCGGUCACGCUGCCGUCAACGAGACGGGCGACUUCUGCGAAGCAAAGUUCUUUACCAUCAACUCGCAGACCUCGUACACCAUCCCCAUCCUGGCCUUUGCUUUUGUCUGUCACCCGGAGGUGCUUCCGAUCUACACCGAACUACGAGAUGCCACAAAGAAACGCAUGCAGGGCGUCGCCAACGUUUCCAUCUUGGCCAUGUUUGUCAUGUACCUGAUGACGGCUCUCUUUGGUUACCUCACCUUUUACGGUGCCGUGGAGUCGGAGCUGCUCCACACCUACAGUCGCCUGGGCUCCAACGACGUCCUGAUCCUCUGUGUGCGUCUGGCCGUGCUGGUGGCCGUCACGCUCACCGUCCCCGUGGUUCUCUUUCCGAUCCGCAGAGCUCUGCUCCAGAUCCUGUUCCCUGACAAGCCGUUCCACUGGGCCCGACACAUCGCCAUCGCGUUCUGUCUCAUCUUCGUGGUCAACCUGCUCGUCAUCUUCGUGCCUUCCAUCCGCGACAUCUUCGGCAUCAUCGGAGCCACGUCUGCCCCCACGCUCAUCUUCAUCCUCCCUGGAGUCUUUUACGUCCGUAUUGUUCCUGAGGACCAGGAGCCUUUUCUGUCCAGAACCAAGAUUCAGGCUGCAUGCUUCGCUGCACUGGGAUUCAUCUUCAUGGUGAUGAGUUUGUCGUUUAUCAUCACUGACUGGGUGACCGGAGAGUCCAGGAGCGGAGGGGGGCACUAGCUGCCGUGACUGAACCUUGAUACCUCCAAAAGAAGAAUGCCAACCAAAGCUCCCUGUCAUUAAAAUUACCCCCUGAUCUGCCGAGUUCACAUCCAGAGCCAAACUGUACGGUAAAGAUAUGUGAAGGACUUCUGCCUAUAACCCCAAAAAUACUAAUAAUAACUGAAUAAAAAAGAAAGAUGUGACGGGGCAGACAAAAGGUCCUGUGAUGGAGGAGAGAACAAAGUGUUGCGACUGAAUGGAACCAGGCUGCAACACGCAUGUGGUGUGCAACACGCAUGUGGUGUGCAACACGCGUAGAAAUGCAAAAGGCCGGAGAGUCACAGCUCAGAGGAUGAAUGAGAACGGCGUGACUCAAAUGGAAAUCCCCGUUUGGUUUUAGAGUAUGGAUGUGUAGAGUUUGCUCAGAAAAGCGCCGUCACUGCCAAACUCCUUCCAGUCCACUUCCCCCACAGUUUAGAAGUUCACACGACAGACAUUCGAUAAGUUGUUUCCUCUCCCCCACGACUUUUUGCUUUUUUCAUCAAACAAAAUUAGACUUUUUUAAAAGUUGGUUCAUUCUCACCCGACGUCAGCUGAGGUUGACUCCUCCCCCUCCGAGGCCCCUCGGGGGGGGGGGGGGGGGGGGGGGGCGGUAGAGAUAGUGGAUGGAUGGAUAGUUCGUUCAUUCAUCAGUUUUACAUUGAAGACAUUUAGACGUGUCCAAAUCCAUUUUUUUUCAUAAACUUCACAGAUUCAUCUACAUGUGAUCAGCGAGGGUUAGUCUGCAGUUCCACACUAACCAUUCCACUCGGUCCGAACACCGUCGGUAAAGUCAACGUGAUAUUCUGUCGAUAUAUUCUGACACUUAAAUGUAACUGUUGUAAAGGUCAAGGUCACAGGUUAGAGCCUGGUGUGACCUUUGACCCGUGAUCGCAACAGAUCCGGUGCAGUUUGUGUGUUUCUUUUGCUGCUAUUCAUGAAGGUCAAAGGUCAAACAGUAAAUAUCUGACCAUCCCAAACACACAAAGACAAAGAAAGGUGGUUUGUACAACUUUUAAAUUCCCGACGUGUCCCUGAAGGCACCAGAGCUGCAAACCGAUGAAUAUAUUUAUUGUGUCAUAUUGAGAUGGGAUUUAACACACUAUUUGUUUGUUUUUUAUCAUGUCCAGCGAAGUCCAGUUAUUAAUUUUUACAUUAAAAAAAAUCCAGGGUUAAAAAUAAUGCUGUGUCUCUUUCAGCGCUCCCAGAAGGUUUUCAGUGUGGUGAAUAGUGACCUAUGGAUUUUAAAUUAAAAGGAUUCUUUCUUUUUUUGUCUUAAAAAUUUGCUAUUCAUCCUGUAUAUUUUUAAAUUAAUUUGAAUGUUGUUAUCUGUCAAUAAAAAUAUGUCUUUUAUUUGUA